GGACACGUGACGCGGGUCGCAAGAAGCUUCGCUUCCGCUCCUUCGAGGUCUUGUCUACGACGCGGAAUUUUUGGGACAUCCUGUACGUGGGGCCGAGAUUCACGGUGAUUGGCUGCGAUCUGCGUUUCAAGGAUAAUAGAGAAGCGUCUCUCUCUGCGUCACAGCGACACGUUACUUCUUCGCUGCGACGGGAAGGUGCAACUACGUUUUUCGCCACGAAGGAGUUUCUGUUUUCGACAAGGAUGCUGCGAAUCGCGUCGAUAUUCUUGCUUAUUGCCGCCACGGAAAUCAUUGCACACGAUUGCGCAGACAAGGACGCGCCAUGUCCUACGUUUAAACAAGACACCGACUGGCAGUCGGCCACCUCGGUUUACGAUUUCCAUGCGAACGACAUCCUGGGCAACGAUGUCGCACUGGACAAAUAUCGCGGCCACGUCCUCAUCAUCGUUAACGUUGCCAGCCAGUGCGGUUUAACGGAUGUCAAUUACAGGCAACUUCAACAGUUGUACAAUAAGUAUAGCGAGAAGGAAGGCUUGCGAAUUCUUGCGUUUCCUUCUAAUCAGUUUGCUGGCCAAGAGCCUGGCACCUCUGAGGAGAUACUGGACUUCGUGAAGCAGUACAAUGUUACCUUCGAUAUGUUCGAGAAGAUUGACGUAAACGGAGAGGAUGCCCAUCCGCUGUGGAAGUGGCUGAAGAAGCAGCAAGAGGGUACCAUCACCGACGGUAUUAAAUGGAAUUUUACCAAAUUUAUUGUGAACAAAGAGGGCAAAGCAGUGGAGAGAUUCGCUCCGACUACUGAACCGUUAAGCAUGGAAGAAACUUUGGAAAAGUACUUUUAAGUUCUUACAACGCUUACCACCUUUUUUAUAUUCAAUUUUUUUUCUAUCUGCAUAUUUCCAAUAACUCCCUUUUUUAUUUAGUACAGAAAUAUAUAUAUAGUUACAUAUACGUAAGUACAUAAUACUAACAAAGUAUGGAAAAUUAUUUUGUUUCUUUUGAUUAUAUUCCUCCUUUCAAAAUAUAUUUUCUUAAAUAAUG
This is a messenger RNA of Vollenhovia emeryi, 1038 nucleotides long. It is a transcript of the gene Gtpx, whose product is annotated as probable phospholipid hydroperoxide glutathione peroxidase. The transcript has 3 exons. The coding region runs from base 243 to 839 and encodes 198 amino acids. Lineage: Eukaryota; Metazoa; Arthropoda; Insecta; Hymenoptera; Formicidae. Gene Ontology annotation, molecular function: glutathione peroxidase activity. Gene Ontology annotation, biological process: response to oxidative stress. The record is from RefSeq and is a predicted model, not a curated record.